AUGUUGACGGGUUUAAUUCUUCUAUCGCUUUUUGUGCAGUUAAUGGCAGCGGAAGAUGAACUCGUUUUAGUGCAUACACAGGGAAUCAGGCAAGCCAAGUUGCUCGGCAAAAUCCUUCGCUCAAGAUAUGUUGAGACGGGAUUUCUUGAUGAGCGAAUGCUUCCGGACGAAGUACUUUUCCGAAGCAGCUCAGCUGAAAGAUGUUUAAUGACGAUCGAGAAUGUGGGAAUGGAAAUGUAUCCAACUGCAGCGCCUCCAAUUAUCACCAUGCCUCGGGAUGAUGAUUAUCUACUAGUCCCGAAGUACACAUGCCCACACAUUUUGGAAGACUAUCGCAAAAUUUUUAAUUUGACGGACGAAGAGUUUGAGAGAUCAAAAUAUCAACCGUGGGAAAUUAGUGAUAUUGCAAUGAAAAGAGCGCAAAAGAAAACGACAAUAUUGAAAGAUAAAGUUGGAUACAACAUUCCAGCACUAAUUUUAGAAGAGGAACAAGGCUUGUCGGUUCCAGUAUGGUUUAAUAGAACUGCACAGAAAGAGGCCCACUAUGUUUUCUACCAUGUAGAAGUUUUUGAUAACCAUUGUACAUUGCUUCUAAUAAUUAUUAAGGCUAUCGCAUCACUUUCCGGAUCUGCACCUUACUUUAAUCCUUCCUGGCUCCGACCAAAAUCAGGAUAUCUUUUGUACACAAUUUUUAAAAGUUUGCAAGAAGGAGCCAAAUGUAUUCGAUCAGCAAAAAGUAAUUGUGCGGAAUCUCAAAAGAAAUUUUCAGCUUAUAGCUCGCACGAUACUUUAAUUGUCUCAUUGCUCGAAAGUCUUGGUAUUCGGGUGGCUGCUAUUGGCAAUGACACAUCACCAGAUUUUUGCUCAACGGUUAUUUUUGAAUUAUGGAAUAUCAAUGGAGAACCUAUGAUUAAAGUUUUUUAUAGAUCACAGCCUAAUGAAACAGAAAUUGUUAAUUUGACACCAUUUGUGAGAAAUUGCGCAAAUAGCAGCGAACUUUGUCCAGCAGAAAUCUUUGUAUCUUGUUGCGAUGAGUUCAUAACUGCGGAUCCUCAAAAAGAAUGCUGGGGAAGCCAAAAUGGAUCGCAAAUAAACUUGCUUUCCGGAAUUAUGAUCGGAGUAUCUGCUGUAUUACUCAUUAUCAUUAGCAUAUUGAUUGUUCUUCUAGUCUUGAAGAAAAGAUCGGCCAAAGACACGCAAAAUUGUUAA
Caenorhabditis bovis is the source of this 1209-nucleotide messenger RNA. NCBI's taxonomy places the organism in Eukaryota, Metazoa, Nematoda, Chromadorea, Rhabditida, Rhabditidae. The record is from the annotation of a GenBank genome assembly.